AUGGCGCCGUCCCAUUUGAAGUUUGAGCCGGGAGACAAUGCGCCGCGACCGUCGAUAAGUACUCCUGCACACAUGGCAACGACAACGUUGAAGGUUGGCGGUAUGACAUGUGGUGCAUGUACGUCUGCGGUAGAAGGGGGUUUUAAGAGCGUCGAGGGCGUUGGGAACGUGUCUGUGAGCUUGGUGAUGGAAAGAGCGGUCAUCGUUCACGAUCCCCAGCGGAUAACCGCCGAGCAAAUACGAGAGAUAAUUGAAGACCGGGGCUUCGAUGCGGAAGUCCUGGCUACAGACCUACCUUCGCCGAUGUUCAGCAAGAAAGGAUACCUGUAUGAUGAGAAUAUGGACGGGGAGGAAGAGGAUGAGCCGACAACGACAACAACGACUUUGGCUGUGGAGGGUAUGACAUGCGGGGCGUGUACUUCUGCUAUCGAGGGAGGUUUCAAGAGCGUUACGGGAGUGAAACAUUUCAGUAUAUCGCUACUCUCGGAACGGGCGGUAGUCGAGCAUGACGAGUCUCUGUUAAGUGCGGAGCAGAUAGCGGAAAUAAUCGAGGACCGAGGAUUCGGAGCGACAAUCGUUGAGAGCAAUAGAUCGGAACCGACAAAGAGCUCGAAGACACGCCGCGGUAGUUCAGGGAUUAGGGAAAAGAUUGCGACCACCACUGUUGCGAUUGAAGGGAUGACUUGUGGAGCAUGUACUUCUGCUAUCGAGGGCGGUUUCAAAGACUUGGAAGGCUUGGUUCAGUUCAACGUCAGUCUUCUUGCUGAAAGAGCCGUGGCCAUACACGAUCCGGCGAAACUGUCACCUGAGAAGAUUGCAGAAGUAAUCGAAGACAGGGGAUUUGAUGCAAAGAUUAUUUCGACACGACUAGGCAGUGCCUCGCAGCCUUCCUCGGCCGCUGUGGCACAAUUUAAAGUUUUUGGAGUCAGAGAUGCCGCUGCAGCGACUGCUCUUGAGGCGAAAUUACAGUCCAUGCCAGGAGUCAACUCAGCAACCGUCAGUCUUGCGACAUCCCGGCUCAAUGUCUCACAUCAACCGAACAUUGCUGGGCUUCGUGCUCUGGUCGAACUUAUCGAAGCCCAAGGGUACAAUGCCCUUGUAGCAGACAAUGAUGACAACAAUGCCCAGCUCGAAUCUCUUUCAAAAACCAAGGAGAUCACGGAAUGGCGGAGGGCUUUCAAAACGUCUUUAGCUUUUGCAAUUCCAGUAUUUCUCAUCAGCAUGGUCAUUCCUAUGAUGAUCCCAGCUCUCGACUUCGGAAGUCUCUCUAUUAUUCCCGGUCUCUAUUUGGGAGAUAUCAUUUGUUUAAUCCUUACGAUACCCGUCCAAUUCGGCAUUGGCAAGCGUUUCUACAUCUCUGCAUAUAAAUCCAUGAAGCAUGGCUCACCAACCAUGGAUGUUUUGGUCGUCCUUGGUACAUCAGCAGCAUUUUUCUUUAGCAUUGCCGCGAUGCUUGUCUCUAUUUUUUUGCCUCCUCAUACUCGACCAAGUACGAUCUUCGACACGAGCAGUAUGCUCAUCACAUUCAUCACCCUAGGACGUUUCCUUGAGAACAGAGCCAAGGGACAGACAUCCAAGGCCCUGUCACGACUCAUGUCACUUGCUCCUUCAAUGGCGACAAUCUAUGCCGACCCAAUCGCGGCAGACAAGGCCGCUGAAGGAUGGGAUGUUGCCAUUGGAGCUGGGAGUGAACCAAAGAACGACUCCACGCAAGAAGGAAACGCCGCAGAGGAGAAGGUCAUCCCAACUGAGCUCAUUGAAGUUGGUGAUAUCGUGAUUCUGAGACCUGGUGACAAGAUUCCAGCUGAUGGCACCGUUACCAGAGGAGAGACUUAUGUUGACGAGAGUAUGGUUACUGGAGAAGCCAUGCCCGUCCAGAAGCGAAAGGGUGCUCUUCUCAUAGGAGGCACUGUCAACGGCACUGGUCGUGUGGAUUUCCGCGUCACCAGGGCCGGCAGAGACACACAACUCAGCCAAAUCGUCAAGCUAGUUCAAGAUGCCCAAACUACUAGAGCUCCAAUCCAACGCCUAGCGGACACAAUUGCUGGCUAUUUCGUACCAAUCAUUUUAUGUCUUGGAUUUCUUACAUUUGCAACAUGGAUGGUCCUCAGUCAUGUUCUUGCCAACCCGCCAAAGAUCUUCAUCGAUGAGGCCAGUGGUGGAAAAUUCAUGGUUUGUGUGAAGCUUUGCAUAUCUGUCAUUGUCUUUGCAUGUCCUUGUGCUCUCGGUCUUGCAACACCAACGGCUGUAAUGGUCGGAACUGGGGUUGGUGCUGAGAACGGAAUAUUGGUCAAAGGUGGCGCUGCUUUGGAAACUACGACGAAGAUAACUCAGGUUGUACUUGACAAGACCGGCACUUUGACUCUGGGUAAAAUGACUGUGGCAACCGCGAAGCUCGUCCCAACAUGGGAGAAUAGCGAAUGGCGCAAGAAGCUGUGGUGGGCCAUUCUUGGUCUCGCAGAAAUGGGUAGCGAGCAUCCCAUUGGUAAAGCUAUCCUUGCAUCAGCAAAAGAGCACCUGGGUCUCGAUAUCGAUGGUACGAUCGAUGGCAGUGUCGGAGACUUCGAGGCUGUUGUAGGUAAAGGUAUCAGUGCUCUAGUUGAGCCUGCUACCAGUGCUGAAAGAGCUCGAUACCGUGUUUUGAUCGGAAGUGUCCGGUUCCUUCGCGAAAACAACGUCGAGGUACCUCAAGCUGCUGUCAACUCUUCCGAAGAGGCCAACAUCAAGGCGGCCGGAUCAGCCAAAUCCCCAUCAGCUGGAACUACCAACAUCUUCAUUGCUGUUGAUGGUGCCUUCUCUGGUCAUCUUUGCCUCUCGGACACUGUUAAGGAUAGUGCACGGGCUGCCAUCGCUGCUCUGCACAGGAUGGGUGUCAAGACUGCCAUUGUUACUGGAGACCAGCGCGCCACUGCAGUCGCAGUCGCACGCCUUGUUGGCAUUCCAUCCGAGAAUGUCCAUGCCGGCGUAACUCCAGACCAGAAGCAAGAUAUCAUCCGAAACUUCCAAGAGGCAGGUGAAUGCGUCGCUAUGGUUGGCGAUGGAAUUAACGAUUCUCCCGCACUCGCAACCGCAGACGUCGGAAUCGCCAUGGCCUCCGGCACAGACGUAGCCAUGGAAGCCGCUGACAUCGUUCUCAUGCGUCCCAACGAUCUCAUGGACAUCCCCGCCUCAAUUCAACUCGCCCGCUCAAUUUUUAGCCGCAUCAAACUGAACCUCAGCUGGGCUUGCGGUUAUAAUGUCAUCGGCCUCCCCUUCGCAAUGGGCAUCUUCCUGCCUUACGGAUAUCAUCUCCAUCCCAUGGCCGCAGGUGCCGCAAUGGCAUCUAGCAGUGUCAGCGUAGUCUGCAGCAGUCUUCUCCUUAAGUUCUGGAAACGCCCACGCUGGAUGGACGACGCACUUGCUGAGGAGAAGGGACAAUUGAGGAGGAGAGGGGCUGGUUGGGGCUUUGGCGGUUUAGUUGGAAAGGUCACUGAUCUCGCGAGAGCGGUUACGGGCCGUAAAAGGAAGGAGGAAGAUGGGUAUGUGCCUUUGAGUAAUCUCGAGGCUGUGUAGAAAAGCGGAGGUAGGAAGACUAUACCUCUACCUCUUUUUUUGUUCAUUUGUUAUUUGUGUACUCUGGAAAGCGCUUAGCGUUGCAUGCACAUUGGCUUGUUAUUUCUUUGCAUCUUUUGGCUGUUGGGACAGGAUAUGGGAUGGGUAUGAUGUGAUGUGAUAGUAUCUAGAAUUCUUUGGAGGCUUAGAAAUGAUAUAAAGGAA
This is a messenger RNA of Cadophora gregata, 3756 nucleotides long. RefSeq lists its product as uncharacterized. The record is from RefSeq and is a predicted model, not a curated record. Gene Ontology annotation, biological process: copper ion homeostasis; monoatomic cation transport. NCBI's taxonomy places the organism in Eukaryota, Fungi, Ascomycota, Leotiomycetes, Helotiales, Ploettnerulaceae. The coding region runs from base 1 to 3552 and encodes 1183 amino acids. Gene Ontology annotation, cellular component: membrane. Gene Ontology annotation, molecular function: ATP hydrolysis activity; copper ion binding; P-type divalent copper transporter activity. The transcript has a single exon.